Molecule: messenger RNA, 1626 nt
Organism: Priapulus caudatus
Lineage: Eukaryota; Metazoa; Priapulida; Priapulimorpha; Priapulimorphida; Priapulidae
Product: cytochrome P450 4V2-like
Exons: 7
Coding region: 1-1431 (476 amino acids)
Molecular function (GO): heme binding; monooxygenase activity; oxidoreductase activity, acting on paired donors, with incorporation or reduction of molecular oxygen
Source: RefSeq, a predicted model, not a curated record
AUGUUGGAGCUGCAGCAUCAACUGUUGGAAGAGCAGCGAGAGCACGGUAUCAUUCGCUUCUGGCUCAGCAGCUAUCCCCUAGUCAUGCUGUUCAGUCCAGAGUUCGCCGAGGUAAUACUGCACAGCUCAAAACACAUGGACAAGACAUGGGAAUAUGACCUCUUACGACCUUGGCUUGGUACAGGCCUCGUCACCAGCACGGGUAACAGAUGGCGGCAGCAUCGGAAGAUACUCACGCCAUCGUUCCAUUUCAAGAUCCUGGAGGAGUUCGUACCGAUUGUUAACGAACAUGCUGCGACGCUCUGCCAACAGCUGGAGCCACUAGCAGACGGUCACACGCCCUUCGACAUCUUUGACUAUAUCACUCUGUGUACGCUGGAUACCAUCAGUGAGACGGCAAUGGGAAAGAAGAUGCAUGCACAGACGGAUCGUGACUCAGCGUAUGUGAACGCAGUGAGUCGACUCCUGCAUAUAUCGGCUGUACGUCACAAGUCGUUGUGGUACUGGAACGACACUCUGUUCUCCCUCACGCCGCUCGGCCGGGAGUGGCAACGCUGCUUGACCCUCGUACACGAUACCACCAACCAGUCUCUGCCGACGUUCUCUGCCGACGUUCCCUGCCGACGUUUCCUCCCAACGUUCCAUCCCGACGUUCCAUCCCGACAUUCUCUACCGACGUUCCCUGCAGACGUUCCCUGCCGACGUUCCCUGCCGACGUUCCCUGCCGACGUUCCCUGUCGACGUUCUCUGCCGACGUUCCCUGCCGACGGUCCCUGCCGACGUUUCCUGCCGACGUUUCCUGUCGAUGUUUUCUGCCGACGUUCUCUGCCGACGUUCUCUGCCGACGUUCCCUGCCGACGUUCCCUGUCGACGUUCCCUGCCGACGUUCCAUCCCGACGUUCUCUACCGACGUUUCCUGCCGACGUUCCAUCCCGACGUUCCAUCCCGACGUUCCCUGCCGACGUUCUCUACCGACGUUCCUUCCCAACGUUCCUUCCUAACGUUCUCUGCUCUACCGACCGUCCGACGUUCAUUAUUUGUUCCAUCCCGACGUUCACUGACCGUCCUGUCGGCGCGCACGCUGCUUCAGGCGACUUCGUUGUUCCGAAGGGCUCGGCGAUUAUCAUCUACCAGUACUUCAUCCAUCGUGACCCGCGAUACUUCCCCGACCCGGAGCGAUUCGACCCGGAGCGAUUCACGACAGCUAACUCCGUGGGUCGGCACCCGUUCGCCUUCGUGCCUUUCUCUGCGGGAAGCAGAAACUGCAUCGGUCAGAAGUUUGCCAUGAUGGAACUGAAGGUCGUUCUCGCCUCUCUUCUGCGUCGUUUCACCAUCCGCUCUACGCGUGCGCGUGAGGACAUGCGACCUUUCGCGGAAAUAACGCUAAAGCCGAAAGAUGGCAUUGUCGUCGUGCUCACAAGACGUCGUUAGCUGCGACUUCGGCACCGUUCGGGAAUUUUCGGACGAUUCCGCCUCACUUCGUCGUUGUGGGAGAACGCGUCAGUGGCUGUGUAGUAAUAGCGACCGAUAAUAGAUGGCGCUGCGAGUCACAGUCGCGGCAGUCUUGUCUUCCGCAGUAGAAACUGCUUAUUGACUAAUAUUUAAAAAAUGUAUUAAUAAUGAGAA